Messenger RNA from Aureobasidium subglaciale EXF-2481, 839 nucleotides. RefSeq lists its product as uncharacterized. The transcript has 2 exons. Lineage: Eukaryota; Fungi; Ascomycota; Dothideomycetes; Dothideales; Saccotheciaceae. The record is from RefSeq and is a predicted model, not a curated record. The coding region runs from base 147 to 716 and encodes 189 amino acids.
GCUACUCCCAGAUUUGGAUAUCACAUGCCAUUCUAGUUUCUGUUUUGAGGCAAUCGCGACUUCCUGGCUUGGGCCUCCGGGUGACACCUCAAUCUCUUGCUCUCCAAAUUUCACCCUCCUCUUCUCAAUUAUGUCCUGCCAUCACAAUGUCAAAACGCCCUGGUAUCGACGACAUAGCUGGUGCUCCAUCUCCAAUCAAAAAGACCCGGCUGAAUCUCGACGCUGGUAUCUCAGAAGUCAAGAAGACCGCCACGACUCUGUUGGAUGCUCUCAAGUCUCAAAAGUCUACACUCCAGUGGGGUCAUACUAUCCGCCGCGAGGAAAUCAUGCAUCACAUCGCCAAAGCCGAAGCUAUGGUCACUUCUACUGCUGCUCUCGAGAAGAGCAUCAAAACGGCAAACCAUACCGUGGACGGCUUCAUCAACGCUACGAUCCUUGCUGAAGCCCAGCAUUGGUUCGAGGUGUUUGAGAAACAGUCCCACAAGAGACGCGAUCUGGGGGAUGACUCAGGCAGUGAUCUGUGUGAUUGGAUAGAGGUCAAGAGACGUGACAUUGAGGAGGGAGUCGUCGAUAUCGUUUCUGAGAAGGUGCAAGGGGCGCUGAGCAAAGAGAUACCUGCGAAGAUCGGAGCAGAAACAAAGGCUGCCUUCAGGCUGGUCGUGAACCGCAACAUGCUUGCCAUCGUCGAUGAAGUCAUGGAUGGAGCUCACACUUGAUCGGAGGCAGGAUGCUUCCACUUUUUUGCUAGUGAUGGAAGGAAGGAAGAGUCAUAACACCAUAACGCGCUUGCUGCUUUGCGAAUAGCUUUUGACUUCACUUUUGCAGGUAACUGCCUUCUC